Fragaria vesca subsp. vesca is the source of this 969-nucleotide messenger RNA. RefSeq names its product tyrosine-sulfated glycopeptide receptor 1-like. Lineage: Eukaryota; Viridiplantae; Streptophyta; Magnoliopsida; Rosales; Rosaceae. The record is from RefSeq and is a predicted model, not a curated record. The transcript has a single exon. Gene Ontology annotation, molecular function: protein binding. Bases 1 to 969 code for a protein of 322 amino acids.
AUGGAUAUAUUGAAGGGCUGCAGAAAUGUCACUGUACUCAUUCUUUCAACCACUUUUAUAGGUGAAGAAAUUCCAGAUGGUGAUCACAUGGCUGAUUUUGAUGGAUUCCAAAAUCUUAGGAUUUUGGCUUUGCGUGGUUGUGAGCUCACCGGUCAGAUACCUAUAUGGUUGUCUAAGCUCAAGAAGCUAGAGAUCUUGGAUAUGUCACUUAAUAGAAUCACAGGCUCAGUUCCUACUUGGUUGGGGACUUCUCCAACACUUUCUUCUAUAAACUUGGGGUCCAACCUAAUCUCAGGUCAAAUUCCAAAAGAACUUUGCACACUACCAAUGUUGGUAUCUGAACAAGCUGCAGCUCAACUAGAUCAUGGUUAUCUUGAAUUGCCUUUCUACGCCUCCCAAGCCAUGCCUGCUGCAAGCAUUUUACAGUUCAAUUCUUUGUCUUUCUAUCCACCAUCUAUAUUGUUAGGCAACAAUAGCAUCAGUGGCAAUAUACCUACUGAAAUCGGGAAGUUGCAACUUCUCCAUAUAUUGGAUCUCAGCGCCAACCAGGUGUCCGGCAACAUUCCAGACCAAAUAUCGAAUCUCAACAACUUGGAGACUCUGGAUCUUUCAAUGAAUCAUUUGUCAGGAGAAAUCCCAGCUUCAUUGGCGCUUCUUAGUUUCUUGUCAUCUUUAAAUGUCUCAUACAAUAAUUUGGAAGGAGAAAUACCAAAAAGCACUCAGCUCCGAGGAUUGAAUGUCUCAGCAUUUGAGGGGAAUCCGAAGCUUUGUGGUUCCCCGCUUCUAAAUCUGUGUCAACCAUUCAAUGGUACUGAUUCAGAUGAUGAUACUAAUGACGGGAAUCAAAUUCUAGGCUUGCAUAUUUGUGCUUGGCUUCACUAUAGGGUUAGUGGGAGUUUGUGGGUCAUUAGUGCUUAUCAAGACCUGGAGAGAUGCAUAUUUCAAAUUCCUGAAUACUGUACAAGAUAG